Molecule: messenger RNA, 5217 nt
Organism: Vicugna pacos (alpaca)
Lineage: Eukaryota; Metazoa; Chordata; Mammalia; Artiodactyla; Camelidae
Source: RefSeq, a predicted model, not a curated record
AUGAUCUGUGAUUGGUUGAAUCCCCAGACGCAGAUGCAGUCAGUGUCAAAGUAUACUUGGAUUUUCAACUGCAUGGAGAUCCACACAGGUUUACAGCAUCAGAUUAUCUGGCCCUGCCAGCCCAGCUGCGUUCCUCUGGAUGAAAAACUCCUGCCCCAGCUUCUAAAAGAAGCAGGCUACACCACCCAUAUGGUCGGAAAAUGGCACCUGGGAAUGUACCGGAAAGAAUGUCUUCCAACCCGCCGAGGGUUUGAUACCUACUUUGGAUAUCUCCUAGGUAGUGAAGAUUACUAUUCCCAUGAGCGCUGUACGUUAAUCAAUGCUCUGAAUGUCACACGAUGUGCUCUUGAUUUUCGAGAUGGUGAAGAGGUUGCAACUGGAUACAAAAAUAUGUAUUCAACAAACGUAUUUACUGAAAGGGCUACAGCCCUCAUAACUAACCAUCCACCAGAGAAGCCUCUCUUUCUCUACCUUGCUCUCCAGUCUGUCCACGAGCCCCUUCAGGUCCCCGAGGAAUACCUGAAGCCCUACGACUUUAUCCAAGAUAAGAAUAGGCAUUACUAUGCAGGAAUGGUGUCCCUUAUGGACGAAGCGGUGGGAAAUGUCACUGCAGCCUUAAAAAGCCACGGGCUUUGGAACAACACGGUGUUCAUCUUCUCCACAGAUAACGGAGGGCAGACUUUGGCGGGGGGCAAUAACUGGCCCCUGCGAGGAAGAAAGUGGAGCCUGUGGGAAGGAGGCGUGCGCGGUGUGGGCUUCGUGGCCAGCCCCUUGCUGAAACGGAAGGGCGUGAAGAACCGGGAGCUCAUCCACAUUUCCGACUGGCUGCCCACCCUGGUGAGGCUGGCCGGGGGCAGCACCGAGGGCACCAAGCCCCUGGAUGGCUUCGAUGUGUGGAAAACCAUCAGUGAAGGAAGCCCGUCCCCCAGAAUGGAGCUGCUGCAUAAUAUCGACCCAAACUUUGUAGACGUUUCGCCGUGUCCUGGGAACAGCAUGGCUCCAGCAAAGGAUGGUUCUUCUCUUCCAGAGCAUUCAGCCUUCAACACAUCUGUCCAUGCUGCAAUUAGACACAGGAACUGGAAACUCCUCACGGGCUACCCAGGCUGUGGUUACUGGUUUCCUCCACCGUCUCUAUACAAUGUUUCUGAGAUAUCCUCACCGGACCCACCGACCAAGACCUUCUGGCUCUUUGAUAUUGAUCAGGACCCCGAGGAAAGGCACGACCUGUCAAGGGAAUACCCACACAUCGUCAGGCAGCUCCUCUCCCGCCUGCAGUUCUACCAGAAACACUCAGUGCCUGUGUACUUCCCGGCGCAAGAUCCCCGCUGUGACCCCAAGGCCACUGGGGCUUGGGGCCCUUGGAUGUAGGAUUCCAGGCAGCCCGACGGGGGGUGGGGUGGGCAGUGGUGGCUAGAUAUUCCUUCUGUUGCAGGUUGGACUUCAGGCCUUUACUGUGUGACUUGUCUCAUCUGUUCUCUCAUCUUGGGCUCACCUGGCCCUUGUCUGGCUCCUAAACCACAUGUAGGUGUCUCACUUCAACCCCUAGUACAUUUGAGAAGCUGAUAAAAUCUGAACACUUCUGCUUUUGGCUGGGGCAUGUGUCCAGAGGAGGAGAGGGUGACUGGGUUCAUCCUCUUUCUCCUGAACUGUGGGACCGCUGGGAAGUCGAAUUGCAAUAGGAAGUUCUCGAGUCCUGGAGGCCGGAGCAGCUGGCUCUUUUCGCCUCACAAGUCAUAUGUUGGAUACCCCUCUGCCGAUAGCUGGGUUUUAUUAGAGUGACUCAUGUUUCUUGUAACAAAUGAAAGGAACAGACAGUUGUUAAUGGCUCUGCUGGCCAGAGGUUCUCCCUGGCUGGGAGAGAUCGUGUUCGGGCAUUCCAUGCGAAGAACUCGCCUUGGUUCGCCCCUCGCUCACGCAUCUCACCACUCACCUCGUCCCUCAUCCCGUCAUAGAGCAUAAGGCUCGUUUUGUUGUUGAGACCGGCGUGGCAAUAUGCCUGCUCCUUGUUUUCACUUUUACAAUAGAGGAAUGUGUUUUUACCCCCAGGUUUUUUCCCAGCCAUUGCUCAUUUUGUCUGGACUGCCUGCAAGCCCCAACCCCCUUUGUGGUUGUUUUUCUACCCUUUCUUCUGACCCGGGAGUCCCAUGCCUGGGAAGGCAGCUUUGCUUCUCCACUUUGGGCACCACUGGUUUCUGGAACUCUGCUGAGGCCUGCCUUCCGUUUGCCCCUGACACUGAAGCUAGAGCGCUGCCCAGAGAGGGAGGUGCGUCUGGCUCUGUGAGCACCCUCUCGGCGGACGCCCAGAGGGCUGGGUGGGCAGGGCUUGGUCUGUGUCAUCAGUUUGCUGGCAUUUUUCCUCAUUUCAUGGAGUUUAUUCUCAUGAUCGUGGCUGUCUCAUUAGAUAUCCAGUUGCACUGUUGUUACCUCGCAGUGAGGAGAAACCUGGGGAAGGGAUAACCUUGUCCUGAGAUGAUGGAAGUGGGCAGUUUGAAAAAGAAAAUGGCCAGCAUCUGGGAUCCUGGGCCUUGGUAUUGCAGAAGAGGCGCAUCCACGUUUCUCACAUUCUCUCAGCUUGACUGCUUGUGCUGAGGUUCUGAGGCUGGGGAAACAGGAUGCACAGUUUGACCUGCUGGCUCUUUCUCAGUCCCACCAGUGUCCUAACAAGGACCAGUCCAAAUUAGCGCCAGAGAGUGUCAAACUCAGAGAUAUAUGUCCAAAAAUUAUCUUCUUUUUUACAUUAGCUCCACAGCUUCAUUCACUGCUGAUCACCAGUGCCUGGCACACAGAGGGCACUGAAUACACUUUAAAAAACAAUGAAUGAGUGAAUGAAUGAAUGAACAAAUGAGUCAAUGAGAAAGUCUCACACCAUGAAAGGUGCCAGGCCAGUGAGCUGCAUGUGGGGCUGAAUAUAAAUAUCUUCCAUCCAUGGCUUUUCUGUUCUCAAGCUGCCCAUCUGAGGCAGGAGCCCAGUUUGCAUAUCUGGGCAGUCUGGGACAUGCCAUGGUCAAGUUGUAACAUCCUCUGUUUCCUCCCCUCUGGAGGGAGAUAUGCCUUCUAAUAGUACCCUUUUGCCAAUAAUCCUCAGUUCUGUUCUUCAGAGGACACUAGAAACUAAAACCACCAAGUAAUGAGAUAGAGGUAACAGUACAGCCAUCCUUCAGUUCAGGAGCAAUAAUCUCUGGUGACGACUAACUUGUGUUAAAAUACAACGAAUGGAAGGAAAUGGUGCUAGAACUAAUGACACCUGUUACUAACCUGUCCUCGGCUCCUAGGUUGGCAUACAGCUGGCCAAAAUGCUAUUACCUCUCACUCCCAAGCCUGUGGCUAUGAACUAACUGAGCCCAGAUGUUCCUUCUGGAUCCGUCUAACCCCGGAGCCGCAGGUACCACUAAUACUGUAAGAUUGGAAGCCAUCACUACAUGACACCUGUUUGCUCCCUCUGCUGUUCUCCCAGCAGCCGUUCCCAAUUCUCGUUCCUUGACUGCUGUGUACAUAUGUGGAUGUUCUGCACUCCAUGACUCUAAAAGGAAUUUUAAAGACUGAUUUUUUGGUAAACCUUUGAUUGGAGAUUUUGUAUUAGCUGUAAGAGAAUGCAUCUCAUUAGAUUUUCUUAUUCUGUACAAGAAUGUGAACAGAUUCAUAUGUUGUCAUUAGAAGUAUGAAUGGUGUUUCUUUCUGAAUUUGUUUACCUUUAAAGAAGGGUUUUAUUUUAUUGUUUUUCUUUGUCACUUCAUGACUAUUCCAGAUUUGGGGGGCAAAAAAUAAUCUUUUAAAGUGCAUCGGCUGUGAGUAUGGGGUUUGCAUGUGGGAGGUGAAAAUGUUCUGGAAGUAGCAAGUGGUGAUGGUUGCACAACAUCAUGAACACACUUAAUGCCUCUGAAUUGUACACUUUAAAAUGAUUAGAAUGGUGAAAUCGAUCAAUUUUCAGUUAUGUAGAUUUUACCACAGUUUUUACAUGUGGCCCAUUUUAUGGUAUGUGAAUUACAACUCAGUAAAGCUAUUAGAUAAAUAAAUACAGCAAACAGUAUCAGCGGUAAAACAUACGUGUCGGUCAUUGCCCCCCAAAUACAGACUGUAACAUAGGAUAUUGGAAGAAGCUCAAGAGAGGGUAGGAGUAAAUAUAAAGUGACAGUAAGGGAGUGUGUUGGUUCUCUACUGGUAUAUAGUAGACGGCCUCAAAAUGUAGCAGCUUGAAACAGUGAAGAUGUCCUAUGUCACACAUUAUAUAAGACUCAGGACUUUAGGAGUGGCUUAGCUGGCUGGUUAUGGCUCAGGGUCUCUCAUAAGAUUGUAGUUAAGUAAUUGGCCAGGGCUACAGACAUCUGAAGGCUUGACUGGGUUUGGAGGACCCACUUCCAAGAUGACUCACUCACAAGGCUCUUGGCUGGAGGCCUCAGUUCCUUGCCCUGUGGGCCCCUCCAUGGGCUGUGUGUAUAAUCAAACACACUGCAGUUAACUUCCAGCAGAGCAGGUAUUCCAAGAGGGAGAAAGGCAGAGCUGUGGUACCUUUUAUGACCUGGUUUUCAAAAUUGUACACCGUCACUUCCACCAUUUUUCACUUCCUUAAAAAGGAGUCACUGAGUCCAGCCCAUACACAAGAGGAGGAGAGUUAGGCUUCACCUUGUAAAGGAACUGUUAGAUUUGUGGACCUGUUUGACACCACCACAGACAACAGGGGAGAACUGACAAACGUAGCCUCCUGGGGAAUCGACUGUACAGUCAAGUCCACGUGCAUUUAUCAAAUGCUGCUAUUUGUAAAGAGAGAGUGGGAAAAGCUUCCAGCUUCGCUGUUUAGGGGUAGAGUGACCAUGGAAAAAUCAUUUCACCCUCUGUGCCUCAGUUUAUUUCCUGGUAAAGUGAUGGUUGAAUUAGAUAAUCCCUAAAGUCUCAUAUAUGCACAGAACAGUGCCUGGCCCAUAGUAGAUGUUCAGUAAAUGCUGGUUGAUUGACUCUCAACUGACUGAACUCCAAUGCAAGGGUGUGAAAUAGUACUGUGCUAAAAAUAGCCUGAGAUUGUACUCAAUCUUUAAAGAAAAUCAUUCAUUUUUAGAAGUAUUAUAACAAAAACUAAUUUUUUAAGUGCUUGCUGUAUGUCAGGCAUUGUACUAGGUGCUCUAAAAAGGAUUAUCUUGUUUAAUAUAAUUUUAAAAUAACUAGAGGUAAUGUUUAUAAAAUCUGUUCCAUCUUAAUUGUAAAAGUUUUCACUUCUUACAUUUU